Messenger RNA from Strongylus vulgaris, 372 nucleotides. Lineage: Eukaryota; Metazoa; Nematoda; Chromadorea; Rhabditida; Strongylidae. The record is from the annotation of a GenBank genome assembly.
AUGCUUGGAAUUUUCAAAUCAACGCCACGAGGAGACGAAGCUGGAUGCGGAGAGAUAAUCGAAGCCGACAAAAAGCCAAAGUCGUUGCAACUAAUGUUUUGGAAUCCGGAUCCGAAAAAACAGUUGGAUGGGUACAGCAAAUGCUCGCCAGAAAAUACCAUAGUAGUCAUUAGACCUACAUCGAUGGCAGCAUUCCGUGGAGAUCUGAACGGCUGCACACUUUCGGGCAUUGAAAUAAAAGCGCAGCUGAAUCAGACCCUCACUGGUUACAGGAUUUGCUCUGAGGAUACUGAAGAAUGGACAUUCAAAUCCCAAACUAACCUUGUUCCUAUAAUUACCUAUACACGUGACACAAUGUGGAGUGUGGCUGCU